AUGGAUCAGCAAAGAUUCCUGCAGCAGCUGCAGAUUGUCCUUGACCCCUCGAAGGGAAAUGUCAAGGAAGCCACCGGCGUCUUGCAGAAGGAAUUCUACAAUCAGCCUGAAUCGCUCGUCCUCCUCAUCCAGGUUGCUACUAGCCAUGAAGACCCCAACUUGAGGCAGCUCGCUGCCGUGGAGUCCCGUAGCCUGGUGGGCAAGCACUGGGUCAGCGUCCAGGGCAACAAGCCUGCGAUCCGCGAGCAGCUGCUUCGUUGUGCCAUGGGUGAGGGCUCGUCUCUGGUCCGUCACUCUAUUGCUCGUAUCAUCUCGGCCAUUGCCAAGAUCGACCUGAACGAUGGCGAGUGGGUUGAUCUGCCCAACUUCCUCAUCAAGGCCGCCGACACCGGUAACAAGGAGGAGCGUGCUAUUGCUAUCUACAUCCUCUUUACCAUCCUCGAGACUCUCGGGGAGGGCUUUGAGGAGAAGUUCCAGGACCUGUUCACCCUGUUCGCGAAGACCAUCCGUGACCCUGAGAGCGAGGAAGUCCGCAUCAACACUCUUCUUGCUCUGAGCAAGCUUGCCAUGCACCUCGACUCUGAGGAGGAUGUCGGCCCUGUUGAGGCUUUCCAGCAGAUUCUGCCCUCCAUGGUUGCCGUCCUCAAGGAUGCUAUCGACCAGCAGCAGGAGGACCGCAUCAUGCAGGCCUUCGAGGUCUUCCAGACCAUCUUGGGCUGUGACCCCGCGCUCUUGACCGCUCACCUCAAAGAUCUCGUUAUCUUCAUGAACGAAAUCGCCGCUAACACCGACGGUGAAGAGGACACCCGUACUCAGGCGAUCAGCUUCUUGAUGCAGUGCAUCCAGUACCGCAAGCUCAAGAUCCAGGGCAUGCGUAUUGGUGAGCAGCUCACCCGUAGCGCCCUCCAGAUCGUCACUGAGCUUGGUGACGACUCUGAGGACGACGACAUCACCCCUGCCAGAUCUGCCCUUGGCCUGCUCGACAUGCUCUCCCAGAGCCUGCCCCCCAGCCAAGUCGUCGUGCCCCUCCUGAACACUCUUGGCCAGUACUUCAGCAGCCAGAACCCCGACUACCGUCGUGCCGGUAUCAUGGCUCUGGGUAUGUGCGUUGAGGGUGCCCCCGACUUCAUCAGCACUCAGAUGAAGGAAAUCUUCCCCAUGGUCUUGCAGCUCCUUCAGGACCCUGAGCCUAAGGUUCGCCAGGCCUCUUUGCACGCUGUUGCUCGUUUGGCAGAUGACCUCGCUGAGGAUCUCAGCCGGGAGCACGCCGCACUCAUGCCCGUGCUGUUCAAGAACUUGGCCAGCGCUAUGCAGGAGUACAAGGGUGAGGAGAGUGGCCCCAUCAUCAACAUCAUGAAGGCUGGUAUCAGCGCCAUUGACGCCGUCGUUGACGGUCUCGAUGAGCAUGAUGUCGCUCCCUAUCAGAACGAGCUCGUGCCCAUUCUGCACAAGCUCUUCAAGCACCCCGACUUCAGAAUCAAGGGAUUGGCUGCCGGUGCCAUUGGCUCCCUCGCUUCCUCUUCUGGCGAGGCCUUCCUGCCCUUCUUCGAUGAGUCCAUGCACCUCCUGCAGGAGUUCGCCACUGUCAAGGACAGCGAGGACGAGCUUGACCUCCGUGCCAGCGUCACUGACGCCAUGGGUGAGAUGGCCGCUGCUGCUGGUCCUGAGCGCUACCAGCCUUACGUCGAGCCUUUGAUGCGUGCUACUGAGGAGGCCCUCCACCUUGGUCACUCCCGUCUCAAGGAGAGCACCUACAUCUUCUGGGGUGCCAUGUCCAAGGUUUACGUCGAGCACUUCUCUCCCUUCCUCGACGGUGUUAUGAAGGGUCUCUUUGCCUGUAUUGCCCAGGACGAGACUGACCUCGAUGUUUCCUUGGGCGAGCACGGCAAGGACCUGAUUGGCCAGGAAGUCACCAUUGGUGGCCGCAAGGUCAAGGUUGCUAGCGCCGACGACGAUGACGAGGAUGAUGACAACAUCGAGGAUGUCGAGAUUGACGAGGAUGAGGACGCCUGGGAUGAUAUCACCGCUACUACUCCCCUCUCGCUUGAGAAGGAGAUUGCCGUCGAAGUCAUUGGCGACCUCGUCACUCACACCAGAAGUGCCUUCCUGCCUUACUUCGAGAAGACCAUCGAGGAGGUUCUGCCUCUGUGUGAGCACCCUUACGAGGGUGUUCGCAAGAGCACCAUCAGCACCCUGCACCGCUCCUACGCUAUGCUCUUCACCAUUGCCGAGGAGACUGGUCAGAUGGCCAAGUGGCAGCCUGGUCUGCCUCUCCAGGUUGAGACCGCCAAGGAAGUCAAGAAGUUCGGUGAAAUCCUCAUGACCGCCACCGUCAAGAUGUGGUCUGAGGAAGACGACCGUGCUACCGUGGCCGACAUCAACCGCAACAUGGCCGAGAACCUGCGCUUCUGCGGUCCCUCGCUUAUCGCCAGCGAGAAGGAUCUCCACAACGUCAUCCAGAUGGUCACCGACAUCAUCCAGAAGCAGCACCCUUGCCAGGUUGAGUUCGCCCCUGAGGAAGAGGCUCUCGAGGCUGGUGAGGAGACUUCCGAGUUCGACUGGGUUGUCGUUGACACUGGUCUUGACGUUGUUUCUGGUAUGGCUGCCGCCCUUGGCCAGAGCUUCGCCGAGCUCUGGAAGGUCUUCGAGAAGACCAUCCUCCGCUACGCUGGAAGCAGCGAGUCUCUCGAGCGUGCUACCGCUGUCGGUGUGCUCGCCGAGUGCAUCAACGGCAUGGGCAGUGCUGUCACCCCGUACACUUCUGGUUUCUUGAAGCUCCUCGUCCACCGUCUCGGUGAUGAGGACCCUCAGACCCGCUCCAACGCUGCCUACGCCGUUGGACGCCUUGUUGAGCACUCCAACGCGGACGCUGAGAUCGUCAAGGAGUUCCCCGCUAUCUUGUCGAAGCUCGAGGCCUGCCUCUCGAUGGAUGUCUCUCGUCUGCAGGACAACGCCACUGGCUGUCUCAGCCGCAUGAUCCUCAGACACCGUGAGAGCAUUCCCAUCAAGGAUGUUCUCCCCGUCCUUGUCGGCAUCUUGCCCCUGAAGAACGACUACGAGGAGAACGAGCCUUUGUUCCGCAUGAUCUGCCAGCUCUACAAGUGGGAGGACCCUACCGUGCGCGAGCUGACUCCUCAGUUCGUGCCCAUCUUCCAGGCCGUCCUCACCGGCCCUGAGGACCAGCUUGAGGACGAGCGCCGUGCCGAGCUCAUCGAGCUGGUCAAGUUCCUCAACGUUCCCUGGGCUAAUCAGCUGUAA
Messenger RNA from Aspergillus wentii DTO 134E9, 3258 nucleotides. RefSeq names its product putative importin beta-4 subunit. Gene Ontology annotation, cellular component: nucleus; cytoplasm. Bases 1 to 3258 code for a protein of 1085 amino acids. Gene Ontology annotation, biological process: protein import into nucleus. Gene Ontology annotation, molecular function: nuclear import signal receptor activity; small GTPase binding. Lineage: Eukaryota; Fungi; Ascomycota; Eurotiomycetes; Eurotiales; Aspergillaceae. The record is from RefSeq and is a predicted model, not a curated record. The transcript has 3 exons.